AUGGACUACUUCACCCGAAAUGCACAAAGUGAUAUCGACUGGCACACCACUUGGCGCGAAAGCCCGGAAUACCAGAAUAUUGGAGAGGGGCUUGACAAGCUGCGAAAGCUCGCCAAUAAACCUCCAACUGUGGUAAAUGCACACGAUUCCUCCAGUUAUCAGGAGUUCUCCGCGCCGAUUGCCACGCAAUUCAUGGUGGUUGGAUGUCGUGUGUUUCAACAGUACUGGCGUUCGCCCGGGUAUAUCUACUCCAAAGCGCAGCCCUGCAUCUUUUCGGUAGGCAUUGUUUAUUGGAUUUUCCUUCUUCAUGGGGGAAAAUACUUACCAAUGGCUGCAAAUCGGAUGGUCGGCAUCUUCAUCGUCUUGAUCGUCCUGAUGCAGCUGAUAUUCCAGACGCUUCCUGCCUUCGUGACGCAGCGGACAGUGUUUGAAGCCCGCUAG
Molecule: messenger RNA, 441 nt
Organism: Penicillium samsonianum
Lineage: Eukaryota; Fungi; Ascomycota; Eurotiomycetes; Eurotiales; Aspergillaceae
Product: CDR ABC transporter
Exons: 3
Coding region: 1-441 (146 amino acids)
Source: RefSeq, a predicted model, not a curated record